CGUGUCGGUCGUGACUCGUGUAGGCAUAACUUUGCAAAGAAGCUCGAGUUCCUGUCACUGAUAUCAUAACGGUAACGUUAUCUGGUUAUGAUAAAUACGAGAUUCUGUACUACAUCAUGUCUUCACCAUUAACGGUGAAAUAAUUGCAGUAUAUCAUGGAGGAAGAAACCAAUCUGAUCAAGCCAAGUGUUUGUCAGAUAGAAAAUGAGGAAAUUAAUCUGUUUGGGAAGAGAGACGAUGAGGUUACGGCUUCUAAAAUCAAUCUUUAUGGAGAUAGAGAUAAUGAAAUUGAUUUUUAUCACAUCCAGAGAGCACCAUCUCCAGUUUUAAGCUUUGUGUCUAUGAAGAGUGACAGAUCAAUGGUUGAACCUCUUAAAUUCAGUGAUGAAGCAGAACCCUUUAACCUCAGAGAGGUAGACAGUGCAGCAUCUCCUCAACCAAGCUGUGUGUCAUUUAAGAGUGACAGAUCCAUGGUUGAACCUCUUAAAUUCAGUGUCAAAACCGGAUCCUCACACCCCAGUAUUUUAGAGAGAGAGGUAGACAGUGCAGCAUCUCCUCAACCAAGCUGUGUGUCAUUUAAGAGUGACAGAUCCAUGGUUGAACCUCUUAAAUUCAGUGUUAAAACCGGAUCCUCACAUCCCAGUAUUUUAGAGAGAGAGGUAGACAGUGCAGCAUCUCCUCAACCAAGUUGUGUGUCAUUUAAGAGUGACAGAUCCAUGGUUGAACCUCUUAAAUUCAGUGUUAAAACCGGAUCCUCACACCCCAGUAUUUUAGAGAGAGAGGUAGACAGUGCAGCAUCUCCUCAACCAAGCUGUGUGUCAUUUAAGAGUGACAGAUCCAUGGUUGAACCUCUUAAAUUCAGUGUAAAAGCAGAACCAUCACUCCCCAGUGGCAACAAGGGACAGGUAGUCAGGGAUCAUUUAUUUAAUCGAUCCGGGGUCUCUGAUUGUCCUCAGCACCCUGUAACUGCUGAGGGUAUUGGUGAGGUCUGCCUUGGCACUCAGGAACAUUUAAUGGAGCAGGUGACUGAAGAAACGUAUAAACCAGUAGAUGACAUCCUACAGAGAAUCAAAGAUAAUCAUAAAAUCAGCAUGAAGAACAAGUAUGAGAACUUAUUUGAAGGAAUUAAUUUACAACAAAAUAAAACCCUCCUGAACAGGAUUUACACUGAGCUGUAUAUAGUCGAGGGAGAGAAUGAAGGAGUAAAUGAAGAACAUGAGGUCGUGCAAAUAGAGAAAGCCAGAACCGAACGCUUACAAGGCACUGCAAUCAACUGCAAUGACAUCUUUCAACCCAUAACUGAACCGAGCUGUGAGAGAAAGAAAAAAGAUGAAGACAGGAAAAUAAAGACUGUGCUUACCAAAGGCAUUGCUGGAAUUGGAAAAACCGUCUCUGUGCAGAAGUUCAUUCUGGACUGGGCUGAAGGAAAAGCUAAUCAAGAUGUCGAUUUUCUAAUUGUUCUCCCAUUUCGAGAGCUAAAUUUUGUUAAAGAUAUCCAAUACAGCCUUCAUAGACUUUUGCUUGACUUCCACCCUGAACUUCGUGAGUUAGAUUCAAAUAUGUAUGGUUUGUGCUCGGUCUUGUUCAUCUUUGAUGGUCUGGAUGAAAGCCGAAUUACAUGGAAUUUUUCCAACACAGAGAAAGUUUCUGAUGUGUCUACAAUGUCAUCCAUUUGCACAUUGAUGUCUAACGUCAUCCAAGGAGAGCUGCUGCCUCAUGCUCGCAUCUGGAUAACAUCUAGACCGGCUGCUGCCAGUCAGAUCCCCUCUCUGUACGUCAGUCGUGUGACAGAAGUUCAGGGAUUCAACGACCCUCAGAAGGAGGAAUAUUUCAGGAAGAGAAUUACAGAUCAGGAUCAAGCUACCAUAAUCAUCUCGCACAUAAAGAAAACGAAAAGCCUUCACAUCAUGUGUCACAUACCGGUUUUCUGCUGGAUCACAAGCACCGUGCUUCAAAACAUCCUGCAAGAAGAUCACAGUGCAAAAAUCCCCAAAACUCUUACCGAAAUGUACAUACAUUUCCUGAUCAUUCAGAUCAGUUUGAAAAGACAAAAGUAUGAUAAGGGUGAUCUGAAAAAUGGGAAAGAUACAAAAUUCCUCUUGGAGUCAAAUAGCAAUGUGAUUUUGAAACUUGCUGAACUGGCUUUCAAAGCUCUGUUAAGUGGUAAUGUCCUAUUUUAUGAUGAGGAUCUUCGAGGGAGUGGUAUUGAUGUCAAGGAGGCUUCGGUGUAUUCUGGGAUCUGCACUGAGAUUUUUAGGGAGGAAUCAGUGAUAUAUUCGAGGACGGUCUACUGCUUUGUGCAUUUGAGCUUUCAAGAAUUUUUCGCAGCAGUUUAUGCAUUUUCCAACUAUUCACGCAAGAACACAGAUGCUCUGAAAAUGUUUCAGAAAAAGAAAGCAAGAGGAAAGAUCAGUUUCCAGUCCGGUGACGUUCCCCUCGAUGUGUUUCUGAAGGGUGUGACAAAUGAAGCCCUGAAAAGUAAAAAUGGACAUCUGGAUCUUUUUCUUCGAUUUCUUCAUGGCAUCUCCCUCGAGUCAAAUCAGAAGCUUCUCCAAGGUGUGCUGACACAUGUGGAGAACAACCCAGAAAGCUUCAAGAAAGUGAUCAAAAACCUCAGACAAGGUCAAAAACAGGACGUUAAGCCUGAACGAUGGAUAAAUCUCUCACACUGCUUGUUUGAAAUGAAGGACAGCUCUAUUCUUAAAGAGAUUCAAGAUAUUUUCAAAUCUGAAGGGAGAGUGAGAUAUCUUUCUUCUGCACAUUGUUCAGCUUUGGCUGAUAUGAUCCUAAUGUCAGAAGAUGUCCUGGAAGAGUUAAACCUCAAGAACUACAAAACAACAUCCAUGGAGGCUCAAAGGAGACUGAUACCAGCUAUGAGGAACUGCCGAAGAGCACAAUUGGCAGGCUUUAAUCUCACUGAGCAGGCAUGUGAAACUGUGGCUUCGGCGCUGCAGUCAGAAAACUCCCCUGUGAGAGAGCUGGACAUGAGUAACAAUGAUCUCCAGGAUUCAGGAGGGAAGAUGCUGUCUGCUGGACUGAAUAAUCCACAAUGUAAACUGGAGAUACUGAGAUUGAAAUGCUGUAAGCUCACCAUGCAGUCCUGUGAAAGUGUGGCAUAUGCUCUGCUAACAGCACAUUCAUGCAUGAAAGAGCUGGACCUGAGUUACAACGAUCUUCAGGAUUCAGGAGUGAAGAUGUUGUCUGCUGGACUGAAGAGUCCACACUGUAAACUGGAGAUACUGAGAUUGGCUGGCUGCAAGAUCAGUGAUCAGUCCUGUGAUACUCUGGCGAGAGUUUUAGCAUCAUUAAACAACAUGACAGAGCUGGACCUGAGUAACAAUGAGCUGCAGGAUUCAGGAGUGAAACUGCUGUCUGCUGGACUCAAGAGUUCACACUGUGAGCUUGAGAUACUAAGAUUGGCAAGCUGUAAUCUCACGGAUGAGUCCUGUGAAACUGUGGCAUCAAUUCUACAAGCAAAAAACUGUCACCUGAUAGAGCUGGACCUGAGUAACAAUGACCUACAGGAUUCAGGAGUGAAGCUCCUCUCUGCUGGGCUAAAGAGUCCUCACUGUAAACUUGAGAUACUGAGAAUGGCCAUCUGUAAUCUCACUGGCCGGUCCUGUGAACAUUUGGCAUCACUUUUACAAUCAGCAGACUCACUUUUGAAAGAGUUGAACCUGAACAAGAAUGAUCUACAGGAUUCAGGGGUGCAGCUGCUUUCUGAGGGACUACAGAGUUCAAACUGUAAACUGGAGAAACUGAGACUGUACGGGUGUUUUCUCACAGAGAGCAGCUGUUCUUUUCUGGCAUCGGCUCUGAUGUUAAACCCCUCACAUUUGAGAGAGCUGGACCUGAGCUGUAAUGGACCACGAGAGUUUGGUGGGACGUUGCUGGCUGAGAGACUAAAGGAUCCAACCUGCAAACUGGAGAAACUUAAUGUGGAACAUGAGGGGAAGUUCAGGAUUAUUGCAGGAUUACGAAAAUGUACCUGCAAGCUCACACUUGACCCCGACACCGCACACAGACAUCUUGCUCUGUCUGAGGAAGACACCAAGGUGACACACACAGAAGAGGAGCAGUCCCAUCCAGAUCAUCCAGAGAGAUUUGAGUGCUUUCCUCAGGUUCUGUGCAGAGAAAGUCUCUCUAAAUGUUGUUCAUGGGAGAUCGAAUGGAGUGGUAGGAGGGGCGUCUAUGUUUCAGUGUCAUAUAAAGGAAUCAGGAGGAAAGGAGAAAGUAAACAAUGUGAGUUUGGAUCCAAUGAAAAAUCCUGGAGACUUAUGUGCUCUGAUACUGCCUUUGACGCUUGGCACAAUAAUGAGAGGAUUAAAAUUCAUCCUCCUUCAUCCGCAUCUCGUUCUAAAAGAGUUGGUGUGUAUCUGGAUUGGCCGGCUGGCGCUUUGUCUUUCUACAGCGUCUCUGACACAAACAGACUCAUGACACAUUUACACACAUUUUACUCCACAUUCACUGAACCUCUCUGUGCCGGUUUUGCUCUUUAUUCUGGCUCCUCAGUUGCUCUUCAGUCUGUAUCAGAAUCAACCAGGAAGCCUACUGGUGUAGCUAUGAAUGCACUGUAGUCAUGACAGGUUAGUGCUUGUUAACCAGUUGUUUAGAACAAUGUAUAUAAUGUCUAUGGUACAGUCCAGAUGUUUAUACAUUUAGUUUUGUACAAAAUAAGUAUGUAUAGUUUUGUGAUGUGUGAAGGGAAAAUGGUUCAUUGUGUCUAUCACUAAGACACAUUCCAAAAACCAAUGUAAUAUAUGAUACUGUAUAAAAUUAUUUAAAUGUUAUAUAUAUAUAUAAGACAUCUCUUCUGUAAUCCAUACAGUAUUUAAAGAUAUUUUAAACCAUUUCAUGCUUUUUGUUUUAUAUGAUUCUUGCAUGUAAACUGGUUGGCUUUCCCACACAACUUGGGUUUGAGUUUAGCAAAUUAACUGUUUAGUGCCAUCUUUAUUUUUUUUUAUUAAAUAUAGAAAACAACAUUCAACUUUUUUUUAAAUGUGGUUUAUUUAGGCACUUCAAAUGUUAGGGCCAACACUCAGGGCAAGCACUGUAUUAGUUUUUGACAUAUAGUAACACAAUAAAAUAAAAUUAAUUAUUGUAACACAAUUUACAUUACUGUUUUCAGUUUUGGUUUAUUUUGUCAAUGGAAAUGUGCCAAACAAAGGUAGUGGCUGAAGGUGUUGUUUCAUGUUUUCGGUCUUUAUAUGUAUUUUUUGUAUUAUGUUAAUUUCCUGUUGUAGUCCUGUCAAUGGUCUUUGUGUUUUUUUUUACCUUUACGUUAUCUUCACAAAUACUGUAUCUUCUGGUUGAGGUAAAAUAGAUCUGGGCAUUGUUGUAAAAAUGUAGCAUAUUGAACACAAAAGUAAAAACACGGGUUUAGUUUUUUCUUUCAAUCUUCACUUUCUGUCUAUGAUCUGUCUUAUGAAGCAUUCUUGGGUUCCUGAAAGGGGCAGUAUGAAUAAAACGCAUUAUUAUUAUUAUUA
Messenger RNA from Paramisgurnus dabryanus, 5486 nucleotides. RefSeq lists its product as uncharacterized. Gene Ontology annotation, molecular function: protein binding. The record is from RefSeq and is a predicted model, not a curated record. NCBI's taxonomy places the organism in Eukaryota, Metazoa, Chordata, Actinopteri, Cypriniformes, Cobitidae.